Messenger RNA from Branchiostoma floridae (Florida lancelet), 2128 nucleotides. RefSeq names its product sodium- and chloride-dependent glycine transporter 2-like. Gene Ontology annotation, biological process: sodium ion transmembrane transport. The record is from RefSeq and is a predicted model, not a curated record. NCBI's taxonomy places the organism in Eukaryota, Metazoa, Chordata, Leptocardii, Amphioxiformes, Branchiostomatidae. The transcript is spliced from 15 exons. Gene Ontology annotation, molecular function: L-proline transmembrane transporter activity. The coding region runs from base 197 to 2071 and encodes 624 amino acids. Gene Ontology annotation, cellular component: membrane.
AAGUUUUGUUUACAUUUUGUGGUCGCCAAACAUUUCAAACGCAGGCCCACUCCCCAACUUAAGUGGAGCCGCCCGUCUCAAAUUUCACCUGUUUGGAACAAAGCGCUCUUCAUUCGUAAAUAUCGUCAGACUCCACUUGAGGUGUGCCGAGAAAAGGUCGUCGCAAGACAAGAUCCUCCAGAGAAGCUCAGCGAACAUGGACAACCCAGCGCUGCAAGCCGGGGACGCCGGUAACUACAACGCUACCAACGAACCGUACACGAACCGUGAUGGCAAAUGGAAGGACAGCUACGACCCAGAGCCGAACGCCGUGAGUCAGAUGGAUCUGGUGGAGGACGGAGACGAGAACAAGGAACGCGGGAACUGGUCCAACAAGGCCGACUACAUCCUCUCCUGUAUCGGGUACGCCGUCGGGCUGGGCAAUGUCUGGCGAUUCCCCUACCUCGCCUUCGAGAAUGGCGGAGGUGCGUUUUUGAUCCCGUAUAUCGUGAUGUUGGUGUUCGCCGGCCUUCCCAUCUUCCUGUUGGAGACCUCCCUCGGACAGUUCGCCAGCCAGGGACCGAUCCGUGUCUGGCGCUGUCUGCCUCUCUUCCAAGGUAUCGGUUACACCCAGGUGAUAGCGUCGGCGCUGGUGGGGAUCUACUACAACUGCAUCAUCGCGUACACACUGUUCUACCUGUUCUCGUCUUUCACCUCUGACCUCCCGUGGAGAACCUGCGACAACACCUGGAACACUGGCGACUGUGUUGACACCAACUCCCUCGCAAACUGGACCGGAAACCUUUCCGACCGUGUCAGCCCGAGCGAGGAAUAUUGGGACCGGUACAUGCUGUCACGUUCGUCCGGUAUCGGUGAGCCAGUGACGGUGAAGUGGCAGCUGGCGCUGUGUCUCCUCCUGGCCUGGAUUGUCGUCUACUUCAGCCUCAUCAAGGGCAUCAAGUCCUCCGGAAAGGUCGUGUACUUCACGGCUACCUUCCCCUACGUGGUGCUGCUGAUCCUGCUGAUCCGUGGAGUUACACUAGAUGGCGCUCUUGAGGGGAUCAAAUUCUUCAUUGUACCGAAGUGGUCUCAGAUAGCAAACGCGAAGGUGUGGAAAGAUGCUGCAGCCCAGAUUUUCUUCUCACUGUCAGCUGCGUGGGGAGGGCUGCUGACCCUCGCCUCGUACAACAAGUUCAAGAACAACACUAUUCAUGAUGCUCUGAUCGUGGCCCUGACGAACUGUGCAACGAGCGUGUUCGCCGGUUUCGUCAUCUUCUCCAUCCUCGGUCACAUGGCGUUGAAGCUGAACGUAACGGUCCCUGAAGUCGCGAAAUCAGGUUUCGGCCUGGCUUUUGUCGCGUAUCCCGAAGCCCUGACCUUGCUGCCAGUCUCACCGCUAUGGGCCAUUAUCUUCUUCCUUAUGCUCUUCACCCUCGGAUUGGACAGUCAGUUCACGAUUGUGGAGACGGUUGCCACGGCGAUCUGCGACGGCUGGCCGACGCUUUUGAGGAAGAAGAAAUGGCUGGUGAUGCUGUGUAUCGCCGUGUGCUGCUACCUCCUGGCCAUGCCCUGCCUCACACAUGCUGGUAUCUACCACGUUCAGCUGAUUGACUCCUACGCUGGUACCUACCCCCUCAUCAUUGUGGCCAUCAUGGAAUGCAUCGGCAUCUCUUACCUCUACGGUCUGAGGCGUUUCUGCAAGGACAUCGCCAUGAUGGCGGGUUACCAGCCUAACUACUACUGGCAGGCGAACUGGGCUUUCAUCACACCGGCUCUGCUCACUUUCGUGCUGAUCUUCAGCUUCGUGUUCCACGAAGAUGUGUCGUACGGAGACUACGAGUACCCGCUCUGGGCCGUUACCCUCGGCAACCUGAUUCUGGUCUUCUGCGCCAUCUGGAUCCCCGGGGUCGCCAUCUUCUGGCUCAUCGUCACCCCCGGAUCCUUCAUGGAGCGUCUCCGUAAGGUGACCUCUCCGACCGACACGUGGGGCCCGCAUCUUCCACAGCACCGCGACGAGCGAUACGCCAACAUGGCCAACCCCUCGCAAGGGAUCGGCGCCAAGUACACACCAAACGAUGGCACGAAAUUGUAGACCAAAAAACAACGAUGGUACAAAAUUGUAGACCAAAAAACAAAACAAAAAACAACA